This is a messenger RNA of Dendroctonus ponderosae (mountain pine beetle), 5638 nucleotides long. Its product is annotated as calpain-D. Bases 317 to 4246 code for a protein of 1309 amino acids. Gene Ontology annotation, biological process: proteolysis. Gene Ontology annotation, cellular component: cytoplasm. Lineage: Eukaryota; Metazoa; Arthropoda; Insecta; Coleoptera; Curculionidae. Gene Ontology annotation, molecular function: calcium-dependent cysteine-type endopeptidase activity. The record is from RefSeq and is a predicted model, not a curated record. The transcript is spliced from 15 exons.
UUUAGUGUUUACAAGGUUUCGGUAGAGUUCUAAUCUCGUUGCUCGUUUUACCGCUUUAAAUCACUUGAAACACAAUAAAUUUGGACGUAAAAUCGAAAAUAAUUUGUUCAAAACGUUCAGGAAAGUGUCGGUUUGGAUCGUGCAACGGUGGAUUAGCUCGGUGGACACGCGCAAGAGUCACAAGUGUUCAAAAUACAAGAAAUCCAUACAAACCAUGGCUGGAUGUUUCCAAAAUAGUUAAAUUGUCAGCUGUUCGCGAGUGUUUCCUGACAUAGUUUUAUUUUUAAAUGGGGUUAUUAGCCAUGUGCAAAUUACAAUGGGUGCAGUUGCAUCGGUACUGCAAUGGCACUGUGGCUCUUGCAGUUUAAUCAAUCCCACUGAACGUACGAAAUGUAUUAGAUGUGGCAAAUUGCGGCAGAGUUUCACGAACAAAGACCUUUUGGAAAAAUCGAAUUGUUUUGAAGCAGGUCAAAGCCGGAAUUGUACAGUAAUUAGACGAUACAGAGCCACCAAUACGCCUGUUCUGGAUAUAAACAGGUGUAUUGGCAAAAAGGACUGUUCGGUUUUGGUAAAGAACACCUUGAUUAACACCUUAAUAUUUAUAAGAAAACGGCAAGCACUUGUCGGCGGUAAGAGACAAUUGCGUGUACAUAAGUCCCAAAGUCUCCCCAAUUUAAACUAUAAAACAUCUUGUGUUAAGUGCCAAGUCUCCUUUCAACAAUCAACAGUAUCCACAUGUCUACUUUGUGAUGACAAUUUAGAAAACAUGAACAUUACUCAGUCACCAUGUAAGAUCUGUACAGUAGUAGGCCAACCGAAUUACAAAAACUAUGAGAUUUUGAACUAUGAAAGGUGCAAAUGUCAGAAACCUUCGCCAGAUCUGCUCUGUCUCUCCAAUAUCAGAAGCCUGAGCUGCUCUAUUGACCAAAACAUUAACUCUGACAAGCACUUGGACACUAUUCAAUUUAAUAACAUCCGAACAACGGCUAGUGGAAUCAAUGGAAGUAACCACCCGUCAUCCAGUAAUAAUUACAUGUGGGCUGUAAACAAUUCAAUGCCCUCCACCACCUGGACAUGCAAAAGAUGCACCUUGUUAAAUAAUGCCGAUAUAUCAAUGUGUGAAGCAUGUGAGGCACCUUUCACCCCUGAUUUUAAUAGCAAUGUUACUCCAAGUGUGAUUAUUAAGGUGGAUAAUUGGGCGGAUAAUCAGGCACUUCGGAACCCCACGCAAAAACCUCCGUAUCGAAGAUCGUUUUCAGAGUUACCGCAUUCGCCCAGCCUACUACCGAACCGUAAUCGACGUAGUUUGGAUAGCGAAGUUUUCCAGAUAAAUUUUCCCAAGUCCAGUAACUCGAUGACGGACAUUCAGUCCACUCAGCUGCAGUAUUCACAUUUAUUUGGAGAGCUAAACAGAGAUCUGAAUGUACCAGCUAAAGGUAAAAACCUCAAUCGAAGCACCAGUGAUAUUCACGAAGGAAGCAUAGACAACACCUUAUAUACGUACAUUGGAAUGACCGAACCAGAAAGGGAAAAGGCCCAUUUCUAUGAGAAUCAAAGCAUCAUCAGUGCCCAGAGAAACAUGAGCAACUUUGAUAUUCAGCAGCAGCAGCAUGAGCGAGUUAUGUCUUUGCUACAGAAAAACAGUCCCUUAUCGACGAUGUGGACAGUUAAUGAAAGACGAUGGACCUGCAGACAAUGUUCGUUUGCCUACAAUGAUAUCAACGGAGAUAAAUGUGAUAUUUGCAAAAGCUUAAGAACGCCCCCUUCGUUGAAUCAACCAUCGACAAUAACCGUUACUGAAGACCGAACCAGCACAUCUUCUAGUGGCUUACCAUCUUCAUGGGUUCAUGCCUGCGAAGUUCCCGUUCCCAUUGCCACUCUAGAUCAAGGAUUAGAGGAUGAUUUCCAGAUGCUUCCAGGCAUCGAUUCGACAGAUGAGCAGCAAUGGACAUGCAAGAAGUGCACUUUAGUGAACAACGGCGUUGCGUUGAUAUGUGAGGCUUGUUGCGGCUCUAAGUUGAAAUCUUUAGCCGUUAGUCACGACAUGACAUUGAAAAAGGGCGAGUUUUGGAUCUGUUCAAAGUGCACUUUGAAAAAUUCCCUGUCGUCGGUGGCAUGCAAAGUGUGCAAGACUGAAAAAUUGAGCCUGGAGGCGAGAGGACAAGCGCGAAGUCCUUCGCCUUUGCACCAUUCUCGAAAACCGAAAAAUGGUCGUGCAGGUGGUGAUAAGAAAAUACCCGAACCUACCGUUAAGAACCGAAUCAAUCUGAGAACGGAUGUGGAUUUAUCUUGUGUGCCCAACACUUCGAAACAAAUCCAAGCUUGGACCUGCACAAUAUGCACCUUUGAAAACACCAAAUCUCAAUUUAUCUGUGAUAUGUGCCAGAAACUGAGGGCCACUCUACAUUCUGGCCCACCCGAAGAUCCGCCUCGACUUACACAAGAGGAGCUUAGCAAUAAACAUUGGAACUAUAUUGUAAGAUAUUGCAAAUUAAAGAAGCAAAGCUACAUUGACGACGAUUUCUCGCCAAUGCAAACUAGUCUAUAUUACAAUCCCAACGAAAAUAAGGAUGCAUUUACAAUUAAAUGGAGACGACUAAAAGACAUAGUAGUGGAAGAAAAGGAACGGGACCUCCCCUGGGCCGUCUUCAGAAUGCCUCAACCAUCAGACAUUUCUCAAGGGGUUCUAGGAAAUUGUUGGUUAUUGAGUGCCUUAGCUGUUCUAUCAGAGCGAGAGGAACUGUUGCGCGCCAUUCUCAUAACUCGAACGCACUGCCCGCAAGGCGCGUAUCAAGUGAGACUGUGCAAAGAUGGAGUGUGGACCACUGUGUUAGUCGAUGAUUUUUUUCCCUGCGAUAAAAAAGGCCAUCUACUCUACUCCCAGGCCAAAAGAAAACAGCUUUGGGUACCGUUGAUUGAAAAAGCCGUGGCCAAAAUCCACGGAUGUUAUGAAGCUUUAGUAUCGGGUCGCUCUUUGGAGGGAUUGGCAACCCUGACGGGCGCGCCUUGCGAAUCUAUACCCUUGCAAAUAUCGUCGUUUCCGUCAAACGAGGAGGAAUUGGAUAUUGACCUCAUAUGGGCCCAGUUAUUGUCUUCUCGCCAAGCCAUGUUCCUAAUGGGAGCGUCUUGCGGUGGUGGCAAUAUGAAAGUGGACGAAGUAGAGUACAAUUCAAUGGGCUUAAGGCCUCGACACGCCUAUUCUCUGUUGGACGUUCGAGACCUCGAAGGACACAGACUGAUGAAGCUGCGAAACCCCUGGGGCCAUUUUGUUUGGAAAGGUGACUGGUGCGAUAAUUCCACAUUGUGGACAAUGAAUUUACGCAGCGAAUUAAUGCCCGAAGGACCACAAGACGGCACUUUUUGGAUUUCUUUCAACGAUAUGCUAAAGUACUUUGACUGCAUCGAUAUUUGCAAGGUGCGCUUCGGAUGGAACGAAAUACGUCUAACCGGGAUUCUACCGCCGCUGGCCAGCCAGGAUCAUCUUUCUUGUAUUUUGUUAACCGUACUGGAACCAACUGAAGUGGAUUUCACGCUGUUUCAGAAAGGACAAAGAAAAUCGGAAAAAUCCCAACGAUCUCAACUGGAUUUGUGCGUUGUGCUGUUCAAGGCCCGACAAGGCACCACGAUCGGUAACUUAGUGGAGCACAGUAAGCGGCAGGUGAGAGGUUUUGUGGGUUGUUGUAAAAUGUUGGAGCCAGGCGAAUACAUAGUAGUGCCUUUGGCUUUCAAUCAUUGGCAUACUGGGCUGGAUGAGAUUUGCGCCUAUCCAAAGUAUGUAUUGGGAAUUCAUAGUUCGAAGAAGCUGCUGGCCGAACACAUCAAGCCUCCAAGCUACAUUUUAGCCGAUUCGAUCAUAUCGCUAACUUUAGCUAGAGGUCAGCGCCAUGAAGGUAGAGAAGGGAUGACGGCUUAUUACUUGACGAAGGGUUGGGCAGGGUUGGUGGUUAUGGUAGAAAACCGACAUGAAAACAAGUGGAUUCAUGUUAAAUGCGACUGUCAAGAGAGCUAUAAUGUGGUGUCCACCAGAGGAACGUUGAAAACGGUGGAUUCAGUGCCUCCUCUUACUAGACAGGUGAUUAUCGUGUUAACCCAGCUUGAGGGCAGUGGAGGAUUUUCAAUAGCCCACAGAUUGACGCAUAGAUUGGCAAACUCUCAUACGCUCUAUGAUUGGGGCCCAACUGGGGCCUGUCAUGUGCCGGAACUGGAUCACCAAACAUGCGGUUUACAUUCCCCUCGACUCUUUUAGGUAUGUCUGACUCUAAGAUAUUUUUAUUAUUUGCUUCCGGCAUAAAUUCAUUUGUGGGCAAAUUUUCAUGAUUAAUUGUCUGAUUUAGUCGCAUAAACGUGUUGUGGUGUUGAGCGCCUUAAAAGACGUGUAUCAUAGAGAAAGAACUGAUUAGGCUUUGUUAAGAUAUAAGUACAUUUUUUUCCUACUUAUGUUUAAGUUUAACGUUUUAUUAGUGAAAUUGCACAACAAUCUUUCUGGGCUGAUUAGGAUUUGAAUGCCCACCCGAUGGGCGGCUAUUUAUUUUACUUCUAUCUAGUGCAUUUUUUUCUAAAUAGAAAAUCGCACAAAUGAGAAAUUAAAAGUAGAGUAAUUUUGUUAAAAGGUGAAAGUGAAAAUUACUUUUAAGUUAAGUUUAAGGGUUGGUAAUUAUUUUGAUUUUGCGGCAACAUUUUUGUGUGCAUAUAGAGAUUGCUGUAUUCUUUGAAAGUCUCUACGAAUAUUUUUAUAAAAAACAACUAAUACUCGGACUAAGUACGUCGGUUUAGUGAGUUUCAAGCUUUUAAGGAGAUCCAGUGAGAAUUUAAAAAAAUGUAUUUUUUCCCUUCAUGUGCUAUUACUUCUUGCUAUUAAAAAGCAGCUUGGCUAUAUCAGCUAGUUCUAACUAGCCCAAUUUCCCGAAUUUAGCCCACUGUGUACUCCUUCAAAAGCAAAUUCAGUAUCAUCCAACACGCUAUUUAUUUUUAUAACAUGCCAUAUGUAAUGAAAACCGGUCUAAGAUCAACAUGUAAGUUAUUUUAAUGCGCAUAUAUUUAAAUUUCAUCAGUUUGAUCGAAUUCAAAAGAUAUUGGAAUUGAUGCGCUAAUUCUCGUUUGCUAAUUCGUAGAAAGUUUUUUGUUUUAAUUUUGCGUGCCUGAGAGGGGACGGAAGAAAAUGUCAACUUUUCGCGCGUAGCAUUAUAGAGAAAUACAAUCAAAUCCUCCAUAAAUUGAUGCUCGUCAGGCCAAAAUUAAAACCAAUACAUAAAUAAUAAGCUGUACAUUAAAAAUAUGCUUUUAUUUUAGUUUUAGAGAUUUGGUUUUCUUCAUUUAAUUUCUAAGGUAGUAAAACUUCUUUGGCCAUCGUGACAUAUGUUGUUAUAUCUGUGAUGUUUAAUUUAUAGGUAGAAAAGACAAUUUUGUUUGCUUGCGGAAGCUGCUUUUGCCAAAUUCGAAAGUGUACAUUUAAUUCAGUUUCAGUUUUUGAAACAACUUCUAUUUUUAAUUGUUCUGGGCAAAGAGGCUUCUGUCAAGACUGAAUUUUUACGUUAUGUGAAGUGUUCAUUGUUCUAAAUAGUGUUUUCUAAUAGCUGUAAGUGUUUCAGGAUUUAAGUUUGUGUACUAUGGCUGUAAAAAAUAUAAAGCUUUUAAUAGC